AUGAGAGAACAUAUACUUAAAAUUAUUGAUCCAAGUAUAUCUGAUAUAUGUAUAAAAUAUUUUAUCAAUAUUGAUAAAAAUAGCAUUAAUAUAUUUGAUAAUCUUGAUGAACUUGUUAGCAGUUAUAAUAAAUUCUAUUAUGGUCAUGAAAACUAUUCCGACCUUCAAGCAUUUAUAGGCCGUAUAAAUUUCGUGGAACGAAGCGAAUUUAAUAAUCGUGAGUGUAUUAGAUUAUUACUGAAAAAAUAUUAUGGUUAUUAUAAAAAUUAUGUGAAAACCGAACUUGAGGAUAAAGCUAUAAUUUCUUAUAGCAUUUAUAAUGAUAAGUACAUUAAUGGAAUAUUGAAUGUAGUGUCAUCGACGAAUGAAAAUGUAGAUGAUGCAGAAGGACAAAUAGAUUUUGCUGAAGUUAUAGAAGCACAUACGGAUUUUGCUUCAGGUACUGGUACAGGUAUAGGUUUUUCAUCUUUUGCAAUAUUAGUAAUUGCAUUCAUUUUGUAUAAGAUGAUAAAGUAA
This is a messenger RNA of Plasmodium gonderi, 516 nucleotides long. RefSeq lists its product as hypothetical. Lineage: Eukaryota; Apicomplexa; Aconoidasida; Haemosporida; Plasmodiidae. The record is from RefSeq and is a predicted model, not a curated record. The coding region runs from base 1 to 516 and encodes 171 amino acids. The transcript has a single exon.